This is a messenger RNA of Nicotiana tabacum (common tobacco), 1401 nucleotides long. Lineage: Eukaryota; Viridiplantae; Streptophyta; Magnoliopsida; Solanales; Solanaceae. The record is from RefSeq and is a predicted model, not a curated record.
CCUAGAAUAGUAGAUCGGUUAACAUCAGAGGCCUUAAAUGAAGAUGUUGAAUUUCAUGCACGGCGUCUUCAAGCUUUAAAGGCUCUUACAUAUGCACCUUCUAGCAGCUCUGAGAUUUCGCAGAAGUUAUACGAAAUUGUUUUUGGCAUUCUAGAUAAGGUUGCUGAUACACCACAAAAACGCAAGAAGGGCAUCCUUGGGACGAAAGGAGGUGAUAAGGAGUCUAUUAUUCGGGGUAAUUUGCAAUAUGCUGCAUUGAGUGCGUUGAGAAGACUUCCCUUGGAUCCAGGAAAUCCAGCUUUCCAUCAUCGUGCUGUGCAAGGUGUCUCAUUUGCUGAUCCAGUUGCUGUGCGGCAUUCUUUAGAAAUUCUCUCUGACUUAGCCACAAGUGAUCCAUAUGGAGUUGCAAUGGGAUUAGGGAAACUUGUGCAGCCUGGUGGGGCUCUACAGGAUGUACUCCAUAUGCAUGAUGUUCUUGCUAGAGUUGCACUUGCUAGGUUGUGCCACAGUAUAUCCAGAGCUCGGUCAUUAGAUGAAAGGCCAGACAUUAAGACUCAGUUCAAUUCAGUGCUCUAUCAGCUACUUCUUGAUCCUAGUGAAAGAGUUUGUUUUGAGGCAAUCCUUUGUGUGCUGGGUAAAGUUGAUAAUGCUGAGAGGACUGAGGAACGAGCCGCUGGGUGGUAUAGACUGACCAGAGAAAUUCUUAAGCUUCCAGAAGCACCAUCAGCUAAAGACUCAAAUUCUGAAUCAAAGGAUGCAGCUCCGUCAAAGUCCUCCAAAGAUAAGUCUUCAAAGACAAGGCGUCCUCAACCUUUGAUCAAACUUGUGAUGAGGAGAUUGGAGAGUUCUUUUCGCAGUUUCUCUCGGCCUGUACUUCAUGCAGCAGCACGGGUGGUGCAAGAAAUGGGUAAAAGUCGUGCUGCAGCUUUUGCUUUGGGCUUACAAGAUAUUGACGAAGGAGCUUAUGUUAACACCUUUCCUGAGAAUAACGACUCAUAUGAUCAAGAUCAUAAUGAAACUUCUCACCCUGAAGGCAUACGCCGAGUUUCCUCGAUAUCUAAUGCCACUGGUGCCAAGGACACAAUUGCAAGUUUAUUGGCAUCAUUAAUGGAGGUGGUGCGGACAACUGUUGCAUGUGAAUGUGUUUAUGUUCGUGCAAUGGUAAUAAAAGCACUGAUAUGGAUGCAAAGCCCUCACGAGUCUUUUGAUGAAUUGGAAUCCAUCAUCGCUUCAGAACUGUCAGACCCAGCUUGGCCAGCACCGUUAGUGAAUGAUAUAUUGUUAACACUUCAUGCUCGUUUCAAGGUACUUAGAGCCGGGUAAAGGCAUUAUCUUUGCAUUGUUGUCUAGGUUUUGUAUGGUAAACAAUUAAGUGAUCAUCCUCAACAUAUCUUGUCUUUA